This is a messenger RNA of Mytilinidion resinicola, 1527 nucleotides long. RefSeq lists its product as uncharacterized. Lineage: Eukaryota; Fungi; Ascomycota; Dothideomycetes; Mytilinidiales; Mytilinidiaceae. The transcript has a single exon. Bases 1 to 1527 code for a protein of 508 amino acids. The record is from RefSeq and is a predicted model, not a curated record.
AUGUCCGGACGCGGAAAACCUUCCAACAAUGACAUGAGCCCGGAAGACGCAGCCGAGCUUCGUGCAUGGCUCCAGCAGCAAGUUGCCAUGGACAACGCCAAUGAUGCUGCCGCAUCUGCAGCCACUGCGUCUUCUGCACAGGCCGCUGUCAUGAACGACCCGCGGACUACGGUGCCAAAUCAGUUCUCCACCAACACGCCUCGUGUUGGAACCCGCACUCAGGGCUUUGGCCAGGCCAGACUUGCCUCAAGGAGCUCCAGUAGUAGCCAGACAAACCCAUAUCAAGCUCUUGGAACGACUAAGGAUACGGCUAUCGAGGUCGACGAAGACGACGAGGUUCAUGUUGAGAGAGCCAUGCCACUCCCAGGCCGGCGCAGAAAUGCUACUGCAUACACCCUGCCGCCCUCAACAGCGCAGCCAACAGCAGCCCCUGCCGCCCUUUCCCCACCCUCCACACUUUCACAGCCACCCUCGAACCCCGGGUCAGCUCGAGGUUCGCCUCCUCAACCUCUACACCUACCGCUAGCACAUAGCACCAUAGCCCCGACUGGCUGGACACCCCCUAUACCCCCUCUAGCUCACGUCAAUCGAUCUGUGCCGCCGAUCAUCUUUUCAUCGGGCUUAGUCAUUGCACAAACAACACUGCCGCCCCCUCCGCCACGUCCGCGACGUGCAGCGCCCUCUAGAGGUCGUGCCUCGUUCUCAGGAGCGCGUCGAUCCCCUGGAGCUACCGCACGAGCCCUACCACCAACAUCCACUCUCCCUGCAGCUACUACGCCCAGCCCCAGCUCCGUUAGUCCACUUUCGGCAGCUCCUGUGCAUGAUAGUAGCGGCUCUCUGGGUCUUCAUGGACAUCGGCAUACCGCCAGCGCCCCCAACGUGGCCCAGAGCCAUGUCGAAGAGGGACAGAUGGCCACCUUUCCAACUGCUGGAGCCUUGGAAGAACGGCAAGUGCCCGAACGAACCACCAGUGAUCCGGGCGAGCAUCCCGACUUCUCCCAAGAGGUUCAGAACAACCAUCUUGCCCUUGCCAAGGUAGCUCAUGGAGUCGAAGAACAUGACAGCACUGAAGUUGAGGCCACCGACGUCCCGAGUACCAUGCCAGAUCUCGCCGAUGAUGUCCCAGAAGAGCACCCAUUCCUCGCAGAUCCAGACAACGACGGAUCGCCCCCGCCACCAGAUGCAAUAGACUUUACGCCGUGGCAGGCGUUUUGGGAUGCUCCCGCUACAAUUCCCCCAAUUCAGUCUCCUACGGCUGAGGCUUCCACAGCUCCCACACCCCCAGCCCCUGCCCGCCCGGUUCCAGCUGCCACACCUGCUGGUACAGGGUGGGACAAUGAUCCAUUGAGCGACGAGAAUAUCGCCGCUACAUUGGCACGUUGGCCACGUACCCCACCAGGUGGAUGGGACGAAGAGGACCAGGAGGACCAGGAGGACGAUGAGGACCAGGAGGACGAUGAGGAAGACGAAGAUGAGAACGAAGACGAGGUUGAGCGUCAGGCUGAACGUGGCGAGGAUGUUGGAUAG